Messenger RNA from Chelmon rostratus (copperband butterflyfish), 3176 nucleotides. RefSeq names its product NF-kappa-B inhibitor delta (gene nfkbid). The record is from RefSeq and is a predicted model, not a curated record. NCBI's taxonomy places the organism in Eukaryota, Metazoa, Chordata, Actinopteri, Chaetodontiformes, Chaetodontidae. The coding region runs from base 113 to 1489 and encodes 458 amino acids. The transcript is spliced from 12 exons. Gene Ontology annotation, biological process: regulation of gene expression. Gene Ontology annotation, cellular component: nucleus. Gene Ontology annotation, molecular function: protein binding.
CGCAUCACAGAUCCCCACGGCUCCGUCCUGUAAAUCACUUUGUCACAUCCAGAGCGGAGCAGUGGCCAAGAGGACGACCUGUUGAAGAUUUCAAAGCAAAACCGUUUCUGACAUGCACUUUGAUAAAUCACCAAAAGAGAAGCCGUGUUGCACUCUUCCCACAGUGAAGAAACUCUUGGAGCAGAAGAGAAGGCGUGAAACAUCCUCUGUGCCGCCCUCCUGCUCUGCAGCCAGCACCAGUCCUGCUGCUACAACUACUGUUACACUGUCUGCAUCAGAACCAUUUACCUGUACAGGUGCGUCCAGCAGCUACUCAGACAUGGCAGUGAGCUAUGAGCAGUGGACUCCAGCUCCAGAUUCUACACUCAGUUACUACCCGAGCCAUCCAGGAUCCAGCUAUGCGGCCUACAACCUCCCAAUGACAUCUGAAUAUGGCACACAGCAGCAAGUCCAGGAGUUUGGCGAUACAAUGCCUCAGACAUAUCAGGAGUGCCCGAUGACAGUCGCGGACCCCAGUAUGGCCGCCGCGUCUUGGUCACUUCUGGGUUCCAGCCAGACCACGCAGCUGAGUUUUUGUUCGUCGAUGGAUGCCAGCAUGCUGGAGGAGGCCAGGAUGCUGCUCAGCGGGAUGGACUACAGCAGAGCCACCAGGCAGGAUGAAGACGGAGACACCAUCCUGCACAUCUACACAGCCAAGGGCCUUAGGGAGUGUGCCUUUGCUGCUGCAGAGAGGCUGAGGGAUGUAGGCAGACUUGAUGCCAAAGAACACAAGGGAAAGACUGCUUUACUGGUGGCGGUGACGGCAAACCAGCCAGAGAUCGUGCAAGAUCUGCUGUCAUUAGGAGCGGACAUCAAUGCGUGCGAUGUGAAAGGCCAAACUGCCCUGCAUCUGGCCGCACACUACGGCUUACCUGGAGUUCUGCAGGCAAUUCUGUCUAGCAGGCCAGCAGUCAACCUUGAGGCCCGCAAUUUUGAAGGAAUGACUCCUCUGCACUGUGCAGCCAUUUCUCACAGCGCCACCAUGAAGGCUUUGUCCAGCGGCGGGCUGGUUGAUGUCAGUCUUCAGACCAAGGCCGUGGAGAAGCUCUCCUGCGUGCAGAUGAUUCUCAGCGCCGGGGCGUCCCUGCUCAGCCAGGAAAUCAAAAGUAACAAGACUGUGCUGCACUUGGCUGUAAAGGAGGGGAAUGUUGAUCUGGUGCGUUAUCUGCUGAGGAUUCCCCUGCCGAACAUGAAAGACUUUGUCAACUUGAAAGCCCACGGCCACACAGCUUUACACAUGGCAGCUGGUCUCCAUGGCAACCCCCACCAGGAGGAGAUCCUGCGGCUGCUGCUGAGCAGAGGAGCUGAUCCCAGCAUCCGCAACCUGGAGAACGACCAGCCGGCUCACCUGCUGCAGAGUGGCCUCCAGGGAGAGCAGCUCAAGCUCAUGCUGAAGAAACGGAGCGCCUCGUCUCGUCGCCGUAUCGUGUCCUUGCAGGACCAGGAAUGAUUUGAAUCACUUGUAAUCCCCAUUUCGAGGGAAUGAGUCUUUAACAUGUUGCCUCUGUUGACAAGGGGAUUUAUUGUUAAGUGGUUUUGGGAGUCUCUGGCCUAUAAAUGAUUAGCAAACUAGUUUGGCAUAUUAAUCUCUGGGUACAAUUCACACUAGAUUAGACGAAUGAUGCUUUAACGCAUAAAUCUUAAAUCUAGAGUCUUAAAAUCUACUGCUUUAUUUAUUUUUCUACGCACAGGGUGAAGUAUUGAUUUGCAGGUGAGGCAUUUCAUUCCAAAAUGUGAUAUCCUCCAUUUAGCCUUUCCACAAAAUACUCCUGCUGCUGCCGGCAAAUUGACAACAAUUCUGACUAUUGGAGACGCUUUAAUUUAUGUAUUUGUAUCGGUCAAAGUGGAUAUUUAAUAUUUUGAAAUGGGAGCCUUUAAAUGAACAGAAACGAAGACUAUUAGUUAUCUUCAAAAAGAAGAAGGAACAGAUGGUGCUGUGGAAGGUGGACUAAUCAUUUUCCUCAUAGGCUACACUCCCACUUUAAUGUUGAUUUCUAUGAAAUUGUUGGUAUGACCUCCAGGACAAUGUCCCUGAAACCAAUCUGACUCUCUUUUUAAAAGCCCCCGUCACAGCAGGUUAUCAUAUUGAUACACUGAGUGAUGGUUUAGAUUUCAGUCAGCAUGUGUGCUUAUGUUAAGAAUGCGUGUGUUCAAAGUGAGAACAAUCUAUCCUAUAAUUUAACUCUCUUUCUGUAUGCAUCAUACUUGUGUGUGUAACACCCGGUACAAUUUAUUUUCUUUGUGGAAAAAGAGACUUUACUGUGUAAAACUGUUAUGUAUUUGAAACUGAUUACGACAAAGAAUGUUCUUAUCACAGAGACAUUAUAUGAGUAAGUGCGGUGACAAAUUGUCUGACUAACUGUACAUUUUAGUCAUGAGUCAUGAAUAAAAGUACAAUAACACUGUAUUUCAAAUGUUCCAUCCAAUUGUUUUGAUGAUUCAGUUAUGUUUAACUUCAGAUAUUAACAGGAUGGAAAAUACAGCAUCCCACUUGAUGGCUGUGUCUGUCAGGCUUAAGGAGUAUCUGCUUUUCAAGGCCAAUUGCCGCCGACAUUUGCAGCCAUGACCCUUAGUCACGGGAGAAACGAGGUCUGGUUUUGACUGAAAUUUGAGUGAUAAAUAAGGUUUGAGGCGUUGCUCACCUAUGUGUCAUGCCUGUUAUUAGACACUGUAAAUUCCUGUAAAGCACAAGGGAAAGAUCAGUGUCAUAGGUCACAAACAACAUAUGAGAUAUUAUCAUUAUUAUUUCUGAAUUACAUUUACUCCACUCCAUCUUGUUGAGUACACAAGAGUUUGAGUUUAUUUGAAACAGUGGUCUCAUUGUUUCGGUUUUACACACAAUGAUUUCAUUUUCAAUACCUUUGCCUUCAUUUAAAACAGAAGAAAAGACAGAUAAUAAAACCCCAAAUCACCAAUUUAACACACGUUUCAACCACUGUUGCAUUUGUCAAAGCAUUUUCAAAAUAAAACAAAUUACAGAACAUUGUCUUUCAAUUUUCAUCAAGAUAUUUUGCUAUGUUAUUCAGUAUGUUAUAUUUGGACUAUUCCAUUUAUUGAUUUCUUCAUUAUUUUUUCAUGCUUCUUGAGAGGCCCCAGAAAAGUAGAUAUUAACAGAAGUUAAGAAAAAUAAAAGCAAA